Molecule: messenger RNA, 378 nt
Organism: Caenorhabditis angaria
Lineage: Eukaryota; Metazoa; Nematoda; Chromadorea; Rhabditida; Rhabditidae
Source: the annotation of a GenBank genome assembly
AUGUUCCGAUUUUCCCACAUUUUUGUAAUUAUUUUAUUAAUUACUUCUUUUUGCCUAUUAAUUGAUGCUCGAAUUGUUGAGCAAGAACAACAACAACAAGAAGUUGAAGAGGAAAAAUGCGAUUCUCAUCAAAAUGAGGCUGUUGGUGAAGUUAUGGAGAGGAUAUGUAUUAUGUGCCAUGAAUUACAUUCACAUUCCAGACCAAAUAUGCGUGUUGAAUGCAGGUAAUUAAUUAAUUAAUCACCUAAUUAUUUAAUUAAUUGAAAUUUCAAUUUUUGCAGAGCCAAAUGUUUUACCACUGAUACAUUUCGAGAAUGCGUCAAACUUUUCUCACCAAGAAGACACAAUCGACACGAUCGCAAUUUCCGAACAAAUUGA